Molecule: messenger RNA, 1255 nt
Organism: Lecanosticta acicola
Lineage: Eukaryota; Fungi; Ascomycota; Dothideomycetes; Mycosphaerellales; Mycosphaerellaceae
Source: the annotation of a GenBank genome assembly
AUGCCAGGCAAGCCUACCAGUAAGCAUGCCCACAUGCCCUCCUAUCUCGCUGACAUUUUCCGCAGCCCAUUCCGGCGACAAGCUCGACCCUGAUCCGCUCAAUCGUUUGAACAACUACCACCAAGCUCUGAAGCUGCCGAACCACAGCAUCAAAACGACACCAGUACAGAAACUGCGGGUUUCGUUAGAGUUCUCCCAACAAGCGAAGAAACGUAUUGUGGAGAAGAAUCCCGGCAUGAGCCAGGUUUUGCAGGACCUGGAAAGCGGCAAGCUGGUGCUUCCAGAGAAGAAGCAGUCGACGAAGAGAAUGCUGGGACAGCGUGCUAUGUGGGUAAUGGAGACAUGUUUCCCGGAAUUAAAGAGACAUUUUGGCAAAGAUAAUGUGCGGCAAGAUGAUGCUCGGCAAGACAACACGGAGCAUUCCCACACCAAACCCUCCAGAAGCGCCAGAAGGAAGGGCGAGCGGGAUGCGAGGAGAGAUGUCCGGAAUGGCAAUGAGGAGAGUAUCAGGAAACGUCCCAUAGGAGAAGCUGAGGAGGACACUCAAGAGGGUUUCGAAGCGCAUACAAGCAGCCAGGGGGCUAGACAUACCACGCGAGAUGCGUUGAGCGGCUCCAAUUCAACUCGUGGUAUUAAGGAGCUUGCUUCGCCUCGGCCUUCUGCCUCCAAUCGUGACACCCUUGGUGUCCGCCGCCGGUCAGCCACUUACGACGAAGACGAUGAGGAAGAUAACCUCCCACGAUCAGCAGACAGCCGCCGCACGACUCAUUCCGGUCGCGACCAGAAUUCGAACAACGAGACUGCGGUGUUGGGGCCACACACUGAUCGCGACGCCACAUACACCAGACGACGCUCUCGUCACGACUCUCCAGACUUGCGCGAAAACGAGCAUGACCCUAGGUCUCGGCAGCUUCUGUUGCGUUCCUUAGACUCCUUCGAUGAUGAGGGCGGCCAGUAUCAGCAUCAGACCAAUCGCUACUUGGAAGGUCAGAUCUCCCGAGAGGUGCCGCCCCUUCGUAUUGCCUCUGCUGGCGAAGAGCGAGAGCGGGUGCGUUCCCGGCGGCAGUCGAUCGAGCUCUGGGGAGAAGCCGAAAUCGAUCAACUCGACCGUGAGUUUGACAACGAUGCUGGUUACGAUAGAUACACUCCGAUCUCUUCUGACACUCGUCUAGAGAUUGCCGCACCCGCUGCCCAGAAACGCCAUCGCAGCGUCACACCGGAUCAAUUGCCGCGGAAAGCCGCCCGAUAUCAAUAG